UUAUUCAUUAAAAAGUUGCCCAGUCCUCAAAUCACGGCUUCUUACUCGAUGAUGUCAGGGCCCGUGACCGGAACCUGAUUCUAGUUCGCCGCGGCGGUGCCGGUACUCGGGUUAGGAAGGAGCGUCUCGGGGGUAUUGUGGGCUCACAGCACGAUGGCAUGGCGGAAGAAGGUAUUAUUGAAAGUGAUCGUCCUGGGAGAUGCCGGGGUGGGGAAGACCUCGCUGAUGAAUCAGUAUGUGAACAAGAGGUUCAGUAAACAGUACAAAGCGACUAUCGGCGUCGACUUCCUCACCAGGGAAGUGAUGGUGGGAGACCGACUGGUCACCAUGCAGAUCUGGGACACGGCCGGCCAGGAACGGUUCCAAUCCCUGGGGGUCUCUUUUUACCGUGGCGCUGACUGCUGCGUACUGGUGUUUGAUGUCACCAUGCCCAACUCCUUCAAGGCACUGGACAGCUGGCGGGACGAGUUCUUGAUCCAGGCCAGCCCGCGGGACCCUGAGAACUUCCCCUUCAUUGUCCUGGCUAACAAGGUCGACCUGGAGGCUCGUCUGGUGCCCAGCAAGCCGGCGCUGGUCUGGUGCCAGAGGAAAAACAACAUUCCCUACUUUGAGACGAGCGCCAAGGAAGCCACCAACGUGGACCAGGCCUUCCAGACCAUUGUCCUCAACUUCCUGAAGCAGGAGUCUGAGAUUGAUGUCUGCAGUGAUAUCCCUGUUCAGAUUCGGCUGGACCAGGCCGACAGGGGGGCGGCGGAUGCAGACGGCUGCCAGUGCUGACCGGCGGGGUAGGGGCUACGCGGUGAGACUCCGGAUACCCCCUCGCCUCGUUCCGGAAGAGGAAUGCCCACCUUCACUCGAGUAACCCUCCCGGCCACUGCCUCCCUCUGGUGUGGGGCCAACAUCCUGCCGUCUCCGUGGGACUGAGUCCUGCUCCCCAAAAACUCUUUCCACCUGGCUUAUUUGUUAAACCGAGCAGGUCCCGUGUGAAACGGGGUAAAUGACCGGCGGGACCCCUGACCCCACGAUGUUGUCCCACCGAAGCUGUCCAUCGAGCCCUCAGUGACCUCCCUGGCCCAGGACAGGGGAGGGAGGGGGCUGUCUCUAACCUGUGUCUGCUCUGUCUCCUCUGGGCUGGACCCCAGUGACACCCCCCACCAGCCCUCUGGAGAGGGUGGGGGGGUUGUCUCCACCCUUUGUGUCUCUCUCACCCCGUCCCACAAGGGAGCGGUCUGACCCCUUGGGCUGGGUAGCAGACAGGGUAGAAAGAGAACCGGGCCCCAGUGUCACCACUGGGCCCAGAAGAAGAAGGUUUAGGGGCUAUCUCCAGCCUGUGUCACCCUCCCAUCCGUCCCGGGACAAGGGAAGGCGUCAUGACCUCCGGGCUGGGCAGCAUGCCAGGGAGAGUUAGAGAUGGGCAUCAGUGACCCUGCCACAGGAAGAGGAGGGGAAGGGGCAGCUUGUGUCACCUGGGCAGAGGGAGAGGCCAGAACCCUCUGGUGCUUGCAAGCAGAGAAGGUAGCCAUACCCCCACCCUUUCCUCUUUUUGGGAAUGUUCAUUGAGAGAGAGCAGGAGAGGAUGCCCAGGGACAGUUGGGCGGUGACCUCCCCCAAAUCUCCGCUCUCCUGCCCCGGUUUGCGAGACGGGCGCACGGAGAGUCCACGCCAGAGUUUGUGUGAUGCCGGUGGUUGUCGGUGGAAUCAACAAGUGGGGGCAUCCUGCCCCCUCCCUCCGAGGAAAAGUCUGGGGUCUCCCCACUGGCCCUGUUGGGCUCUCCUCCCUGUCUGCUUUGAAUAUCGGCCUUCUUUAGUCUCAGUGUUCUUUGGGAGGGGAUGGUGUGGAGGGUGGGGUGAUGCUUACAGAUUUCUGACUUUUCCCUUCCUGUGUCGCCCCCGCCACACAACCUUCUCGCAGGCCAGAGUCCCUGUCCACUACACUCUCCUGUUACCCAUGCACGCUGUCAUUCAUUGUGGAUCGGGACGGACCCCAAGUUGAAUAAAAACUGAUUUGAGAUGACUUCUGGAAUGGUCCUCCCCACUCUGUGCUCUUCAGGCUGGUAUUGGUCGACACCCACCCCAAGAUGGAGCGGUGGGUGUGGGGAGCUGGAAUCGCCGGCCCUCAGAGGUUUCAGCAUCCUGGAGCCGUAGGGCUCGGAAACGGAAUCUUCGACCCAACACAGAGUCUUGUGUUUCUGCAUCUCUCUGCCCACCCUCGCCACGUGUCCCUCUCCAUACUGCUCCCAUGUUGCCCCCCCCUCGUGAUUAUCCGAGUCCGUCUGGCUGAGGCAGAGCGGAUCCAUCCAGUGGGGAGUGGAAAAUUUCCCCCGACACCUGGUGCCGAGUCGUGAACGACGACUGGAUUUGGACUGCAGACGGUAGAGUCACUUUCCAUGCUGGAGCAGCGACUGAAGUGUGUGUGUGUGUGUGUGAGCGAGCGUGUGACGGGUUUGUCAGAAGGGUCCGCAGAGCAUAAAGGUGAGCGCGGCGCGAUCAGAAAUCGGGGCUGUGGAGUUCGGAGUUCAAUUCUGGCGACCUUUGUAAGGAGUCUUUCCCUCCUCCCCACGGACCGUGUGAGUUUCCUCUGGGUGCUCCGGUUUCCACCCACAGUCCAAAGGUGUACCGGCCGGUCGGUUAAUUGGUCAU
Molecule: messenger RNA, 2640 nt
Organism: Hypanus sabinus (Atlantic stingray)
Lineage: Eukaryota; Metazoa; Chordata; Chondrichthyes; Myliobatiformes; Dasyatidae
Product: ras-related protein Rab-7a-like
Exons: 5
Coding region: 154-777 (207 amino acids)
Biological process (GO): endosome to lysosome transport; phagosome-lysosome fusion
Cellular component (GO): phagocytic vesicle; late endosome; lysosome
Molecular function (GO): GTP binding; GTPase activity
Source: RefSeq, a predicted model, not a curated record